GGGAGACACAGGAGAAAGAGAGAGCGUAUGUUUUUGUUCUGGGGCAGAAAGGCGUUCUCCUGCUUCAGGAUGUUGCCUUUAAAGCUGAAGAAGUGGGUUUCCUGUGGAGGAAACGAUCACAGAAUAGACAAGGCUUGGUCGAGACACCGUGUUCCCAACAUUUCAUGAGUACAGGUCACCAAGCCUGCAGAGCAGGCAGCAAGUUUUAGCGGAACAAAGUCGGUCUCACAGCUUAGAGAGAUGUUGGUUUCCCCUGAUGGAUCCUGGAUGCUUUGAAGACUGGUGGACUGACAGCACAAAAUUUGAGCCUGACCUUCUCCACAGGAGAAUGCAUUUAUGAAUAUUAUACAAUGGACAAUGACAAGUAGAUGAGUCAAACUGAUAACAGCUGAGACUUUUUGUCUUUUCUUUUGCUUUGGGUGCAUGAAUGGGUAUUUCUGCAUCAACUCGUCAUCCUGCAAGUGUCAGUCCACGUCUGAGUGAGGUCUUCUCUAGUUUCCUAUGUCUGGUGUUUGACGAAUAGAGACAUGUCCAAUGACAGCUGCAACCUCCCAUUGGACACAGAUACAUUUGGCCUGACCUGUAUCUAUGGCCUGAUCUUCUCUUUGGGUCUCCCCAGCAACCUGCUGUCUCUCUGGGGACUGUACCAACUGGGUCGCUCAGGUGGGGGAGGCUGCCAGCUAGUCUACAUCCUCAACUUGCUGCUGUCAGAUCUCCUCCAGUUGCUCACCCUGCCACUGUGGAUCCUUUAUCUCCAGGGUGUGCACCGCUGGCCCUAUGGCCAGCUGACCUGUGAGCUGGUUGGCUACGUGUUUUACGUAAACAUCUACGCCAGCGUCAUGUUCCUAUGCUUAAUAGCGCUGGACCGCUGCCUGGCCAUCGUGUACCCUCUGAGCAGCCGCAGGGUGCGGACUGUCAGGGUGGCGGCAAUGUCAGGUGUAGCAGUCUGGACCCUCACCUUCCUGUUCUGUCUGAGUGGGCUGCUACCAUCAGUGUUUGACUCUGACAGACUGCUGUGUCUGGAGCAGUACCCUGUCAGUCCCACAUAUGCCCAUUUCAAGAUUGCCAAUGUGGUCCUUGGUUUUCUGCUGCCAUGUGCCAUACUAGGCUACACCUCAGCCCACAUCGGGGUGACACUCCGACGAUCACCUUCCCUCUCUGACCACGAGCGCCACAAAAUUGUGGGCAUCCUAGUCAUCAUCACCGUCAAUUUCAUUGUUGUCUUUGGGCCCUACCACCUCGUGGGCGGAUACAGGUUUGUGUCCUUUCUGCUUACUGAUGAGCCGUGUGGAUUGGAGCGUUCCAUUUUCCUUGUUUAUCGCCUGUGCUACGGUCUGACCAGCCUCAACACCCUGCUGGAUCCCCUCUUCUACAUCUUCCUGUGCCCUGAUGCUCGGCUUGAGCUGCAAAGGUCACUGCCCUGUUUGAGAAGGAUGCAAAACACCCGCAAAAAGAUGAACCUCAGUACCAGAGCUCACCCAGACACCCAGGGGGAGAGUGAAACGGGACAUAGUAAUCUUCUAGAAAUAUAACUUGAAUCUGAGCACAGACCUGACUCCUGCUGUUUAGUGAAACCAAUUGCACCACCCAGUGGAAAUUCAUGUGCUUGUGCAUGUGAAUUCAACUAUUACAGUUUUUAGUUUUAGUUUCUCAUUUAUAAUCAUCUAAAUCUUGAUUCAGAGGCUGAUUGUGUAGCAAAAACAUAUCAAAGUGCAAAGACUUGAACUUUUGCUUAAAAUAACGUCAAUACUGUAUGAUUAAGUACAAAUAUAAAAAGUCACUGUUUCAUAUUUGUCCAAAAUAAAAUCUUUUUUGAUGACCAAUAAUAUCCACUGUGCCUUCAAAGUAUAGACCUAUAAGAAUCUGAAAAACAACUUGAAAUUUGUCUGGAUAUAGUUUUAAAGAGACUGGCCUGU
Xiphias gladius (swordfish) is the source of this 1916-nucleotide messenger RNA. RefSeq names its product G-protein coupled receptor 4. Gene Ontology annotation, molecular function: G protein-coupled receptor activity. The record is from RefSeq and is a predicted model, not a curated record. The transcript is spliced from 3 exons. NCBI's taxonomy places the organism in Eukaryota, Metazoa, Chordata, Actinopteri, Istiophoriformes, Xiphiidae. Gene Ontology annotation, cellular component: membrane. Gene Ontology annotation, biological process: G protein-coupled receptor signaling pathway. Bases 528 to 1532 code for a protein of 334 amino acids.